Messenger RNA from Pomacea canaliculata, 2785 nucleotides. RefSeq names its product stress-70 protein, mitochondrial-like. The coding region runs from base 116 to 2098 and encodes 660 amino acids. Lineage: Eukaryota; Metazoa; Mollusca; Gastropoda; Architaenioglossa; Ampullariidae. Gene Ontology annotation, biological process: protein refolding; cellular response to unfolded protein. The transcript has 16 exons. Gene Ontology annotation, cellular component: mitochondrion; cytoplasm. The record is from RefSeq and is a predicted model, not a curated record. Gene Ontology annotation, molecular function: heat shock protein binding; ATP hydrolysis activity; misfolded protein binding.
CUGUUGAGUCUGUCACACGUGCUGGGCGCUAGGGGGCACCUUACAUUUUGACAACGAAGUGUGUCCGAACCUUCAAGUUAAAACCGUGACAAAAUUAAAUACCUCCAUCUUCAAAAUGGCCACGGUGCAAAAGAAUGUGUCUUUGGUGGGUCUCAUUUUGAGAAGAAGCUGGCUCCAAAAGAGAUAUAGGUCUGACAAAGUCAAGGGUCAUGUCGUAGGCAUUGACCUUGGGACCACCAAUUCUUGUGUAGCAGUCAUGGAGGGCAAACAGCCAAAAGUCCUCGAGAAUGCUGAAGGCUCUCGCACUACUCCAUCAGUAGUUGCUUUCACAAAAGAUGGAGAACGCUUGGUUGGUAUGCCAGCUAAAAGACAGGCUGUCACAAAUGCCCAGAACACACUUUCAGCAACAAAGCGAUUGAUUGGACGGCGGUUUGAUGAUCCAGAGGUGCAGAAAGACAUGAAAAAUGUGUCCUACAAAAUUGUCCGGGCAUCUAAUGGGGAUGCUUGGGUAGAGGCGCAAGGCAAAGUUUAUUCACCCAGCCAAGUAGGAGCCUUUGUUCUCAUGAAGAUGAAAGAAACUGCAGAGAACUAUUUGGGCACCAAAGUUAAAAAUGCUGUGAUCACAGUCCCAGCUUACUUUAAUGACUCACAGAGACAGGCCACAAAGGAUGCUGGUCAGAUUGCUGGUUUGAAUGUGCUACGAGUUAUCAAUGAACCAACAGCCGCAGCCCUUGCUUAUGGCAUGGAUAAAUCUGAUGACAAAGUUAUUGCAGUAUUUGAUCUCGGAGGUGGAACAUUUGAUAUUUCCAUUCUGGAGAUUCAGAAAGGUGUUUUUGAAGUGAAGUCUACAAAUGGAGACACAUUCCUUGGUGGAGAAGAUUUUGAUAAUGCUCUAGUUAAUUUCCUUGCUGCAGAGUUCAAGAAAGAGCAAGGUCUUGACAUUACAAAAGACCCCAUGGCAAUGCAGAGACUACGUGAAGCCGCUGAAAAAGCAAAAUGUGAACUUUCCUCAUCUCUUCAGACUGACAUAAAUUUGCCGUAUCUCACAAUGGAUGCCAGUGGGCCCAAACACAUGAACCUGAAACUUACACGAGCAAAGUUUGAAUCCAUAGUUGAUUCAUUAGUGAAACGAACAGUUGGACCUUGCCAGAAAGCCUUACAAGAUGCAGAAAUUAAAAAGUCAGAUAUUGGAGAAGUCAUUCUGGUUGGUGGCAUGACUCGAAUGCCAAAGGUGCAAACCACAGUGCAGGAUUUGUUUGGCCGACAACCAAGUAAAGCUGUUAACCCAGACGAAGCUGUUGCUAUUGGUGCUGCCAUUCAGGGAGGUGUGUUAGCAGGUGAUGUAACAGAUGUGCUACUUUUGGAUGUGACACCACUGUCCCUAGGAAUUGAGACGCUUGGUGGUGUUUUCACUAAACUCAUAAAUCGCAACACUACCAUCCCCACGAAAAAGUCUCAGGUCUUUUCAACUGCUGCUGAUGGACAAACUCAGGUUGAAAUUAAAGUUCACCAAGGAGAGCGAGAGAUGGCAGCUGACAACAAGUUGUUGGGACAGUUCACUCUGGUUGGAAUUCCUCCUGCUCCACGAGGUGUGCCACAGAUUGAGGUUACAUUUGACAUUGAUGCUAACGGUAUUGUCAAUGUUUCUGCUCGUGAUAAGGGAACUGGCAAAGAACAACAGAUUGUAAUCCAGUCAUCUGGUGGACUGUCGAAGGAUGAGAUUGAAAACAUGGUCAGGAAUGCUGAGAAGCAUGCUGAAGAAGACAGAAAGAAGAAGGAACUGGUGGAGGUUGUGAACCAGGCAGAUGGCAUUGUCCAUGACACAGAAAGCAAAAUGGAGGAGUUUAAAAGCCAGCUUCCACAGGAAGAGUGUGAUAAACUCCGCACAAAGAUUGCAGACGUCAAGCAGAUUUUGGCUAACAAAGACCAGGAAACCCCUGAAAAAAUCCGACAAGUUACAUCUGAACUGCAGCAAGCUUCAUUAAAGCUGUUUGAGAUGGCAUACAAAAAGAUGGCAGCUGAACGAGAGGGAGGCAGCAGCAGUAGCAGCAGCAGCGAUGCUAACCGUGAAGAAAGCUCCAAAACUGACAAAAAUUAAAAAAGUGGCACGUUUUUAUGGAUCACUAUGUGUUAGCCUGAGGAUCUGAAAGGUGUAGAAAAAUAAUUUUGUGCAAUUAUUAUAAUUGCUGUCAUUAUAGCAGAAAAUUAUAUUUGAUCAAAAUGUGAAUGCUUUUGCUUUGUCAUGCUGCAGAGUGCUAGAGAUUAUAGACUAUGUGUAUCAGUCUCCCAGUGUGCCAUGCAGGUGUGUGAUGUAAAGAAAAGUAAUGUCUUGAAUUUUAGUCAUUUAUGUUUAUCACUAGGCAAUUAUAAUCAGAACUCUAAUAGCCACUUGAAGAGCUACAAGUGAAACGAAGAGCCUGACUAGCCUUUAAAGUUAUCGAGGUAAAAGUAAACAUUUUUGUACAAGUUGACCAUUAUCGAUCGUAUAUGUAGCUAUUGUGAUUAAUGCUUUGUUGAUGAGUGAAUACAAGUUUCUUGGUUCAUCUUACUUUUUGAUGCUGUUGAAAGGCAUCGAAUGUUCAAAUUUGUUACUUAGCAUGCUGUUCAUACAAAAUGGGAGUGAAAGGGUUCUGUUAGUAGCUCAUUUCUGCAUUCAUUGUGUAGAAAUCGACACCAGCAUAUACAGUUAACGUACUUGUGAUGUCAUUCCUCGGCUCAUUAAGCGUGGACAAAGGAUGCUUGUAGAGUGAAAGGUACAUACAUCAUUAAAUGUCUAACUCUGGCA